UGAAUCCAGAUGUAAUUAUUGAAAGAAGACGAUGGAAGUCACUCGUAAAACCAAGAGGCCAAGAUCGCGGCGCCUUUGUGAGCACUGCAAUACCGUACUCUCUCAUUCACAGUAUUAUUACCAUAAGAAACGGUUUUUAAGCAACAGCGUGGAAGAAAACAAUCCCGCAAGAUCAAAAGAUGUGCAGGAUGUUCUGACUUUGGAUGGUCCUGUCGCUUAUGCACCGUCGAUGCUUGAAGACCAAGAACUGACCGUGGUUGGAGUUGGAGAUUGUGAUGAGACUGUAAUAAUGCAUCCCGAAGACCCAGACAGAGGGGAGGCGAUGGAGGAAUCGGAUGAUAUGGAACCACUAUCUGACAAUUCAGACAACGAUGAAACAGAAGAUGGGCAGAGCAUUCACCUUUUCCUUGACUCCAGCAGUUCAGCUUCAGAGCAAGACCAGUGUUCAGGAUGAAGAGGAGGAAAGCUUUGCUGAGCUGGAGGAGCAGAGCAAAACUGAUCCUAGCUUGUAUUAUAAUAAAGGAGAUGUAAAUGAUCAGGCUGAAGAAAAAAAAGAAGACUUGCUGAUGUAACUUCUGGCCAUGAUGAUUUUGUCAUGGCAAACAACCUUCAAGAUUUCCGACAAUGCCGUUACAUCACUUCUUCUGUGCAUCAAACAAUUCAUGUGGAUAAUUGCCAAUGUCCUCUGUGCCGAUUCCCUAAAUGCCUUUGCCAACAAUAUUCCAAAAACUUUAUUCUCUUUGAGGAGAUGGGCAGGUGUUUUCCUUGACAACUUCUUACAGUAUGUGGUGUGUCCAAAAUGUAUGACAGUGUACACUGUGGAUGAAACCUUUGAACUGAGACAAGUUGGAACCAGGGAAUGCAAGACAUGCGGAUACAUCAAAUUCUACAAGCACCUAAUUGCUGCAAAGAGAAAGAAAUGUGGCUCUGCCUUGCUUAAAAGAGCUAAAUCUGCCAAGGGUAAAGAGUAUGUCUAUCCCAUCAGACCUUACUGUUACAAAACCGUUGUACAGUCUUUGGAAGCACUUGUUAGAAGACCGGGAUUUCAAGAGAAAUGCGAAGAAUGGCGGAAGCGGAAAAUACCUGAAGGAGUGUUAGGGGAUGUGUAUGAUGGACAAGUGUGGCAUGAUUACCAGUAUGUGGAUGGACAGCCUUUUCUGGCAGAGCCUAAUAAUUUGGCCUUGAUGCUGAAUGUGGACUGGUUCCAGCCUUUCGAAAAUGCACCAUAUUCAGUAGGAGCAAUCUACCUGGUUGUUUUGAAUCUACCACGUGAAGACCGUUUUAAAGUGGAAAAUAUGAUUCUUGUUGGACUAAUACCAGGCCCAAAAGAACCAUCCCUGAACAUAAAUUCUUUUUUAGAACCCUUGGUUGAUGAGCUCCAAGACCUUUGGAGUGGAGUUACUUUGCAAGAUAGCUCCUUUAUAGGGCACCAGGUGUACAGGGCAGCUCUGCUUUGUCUGUCUUCAGAUAUCCCUGCGACUCGAAAAUGUGGAGGCUUUGUUGGACAUGGAGCAUAUAGAGGCUGCCACAAGUGUUUGAAGAUGUUCAAGAAGAAAGUGUCUGCAGGUGAAACAGACUACUCAGAGUUUGAGCGGUCCUCAUGGGAGCCACGCACAUCAAAAGAUCACAAACACUAUGCUGGAUUAUCUAAGAGGGCAACGACCAAGACAGAGCAGAAGAGAAUUGAACACAAGUAUGGAGCCAGAUGGUCAGAACUGUUCCGUUUGAGUUACUACGAUGCCAUCAGAUUUGUUGUCAUAGAUCCAAUGCACAACCUUCUCCUAGGUACAGCAAGACAUGUGUUCCGACUUUGGGCAGAACUGGGAAUUUUAUCAACAAAGAACCUUGAUGAACUGCAAAGAAGAGUGGAAAACAUCAAAGUACCCAAUGAGGUUGGAAGAAUCCCCUUACAGAUUGCUACCGGUUUUACAGGAUUUACAGCUGAUCAGUGGAAAAACUGGACUACCAUUUACUCACUGUUUUGUCUGAAAGGGCUGAUCAGUAACAGUCACUAUGACAUGUGGUGCGACUUCGUUCAGGCUUGCAUCAUACUCUGCUCCAGAGUCAUAUCCAUCAAUAGACUGGAAGUGGCAGAUAGACACCUGCAGACAUUUCUCUCAAAAUUUGUCAAACUGUUUGGCCCACUGCACUGCACCCCUAACAUGCAUUUACAUCUCCAUUUAAAGGAGUGUAUGUUGGACUACGGACCAGUUUAUUCAUUUUGGUGUUUUUCAUUUGAGCUUUUAAAUGGAACACUGGAGAAAUUUCAUCACAACAAUAGAAGAAUUGAAGUCCAGAUUAUGAGGAAAUUUCUGCAGAAUCAACAACUUAGCAUGCCAUGGACAUGUCAGUAUGGGGCUGAAAUUGCUAAGAUUUUGCAUUCACAAAUACCUGGGACUGUGUUUCUUAAUGACACAACUGAUAUGCUUUAUGUAAAGCACAGUGCUUUGGUGUCUGCAGAAAAACUUCUCUUGGAAGAGUGUACAGCGGUGCCUCUGUCUCCAUUCCACCAGACAAUCUUAAAUGAGUCCGACAGGCAUGCAUUGUUGAACAUGUAUCAUCAGAUGUUCCCUGAAAAUGGUAUAACUGAUGUUGACUGCUUUGCCAUGACAUGCAACAGGGUAACACAUCAUAAUGUGACUUACUCCAUAGAUGGAUCCAGAGCAGAAAGGUCAGCACAUGUAUAUGCUAAGUGGUGUCGCGACACUAACAGUUUUGAGGAACCUGUCAUUGACCCUUUAGCAGAACCACGGCCAGCCGUUAUAAAGCAGUUCAUAGUUGUCAAUGUUGUGUCAAAAUGCAGUACAUUUAAACAUGUUGUUGUACAAGUUUCUUGGCUCAAUCCCCACCCAGACAGACAUUUUUAUGGCAAGCCAGUAGAAGUUUGGUGCAUGCAGGGAACAGACACCUCAUUCCCAGCAUCAUUUCUACCUGUGGAGCGCAUUGCUGGAAGAUGUGUUGUGCACACAUCCACUGUCUGUUUAAGCAGGACAACUGAGAAGGUGACUGUUGUACUGCCACUCUGCACAGUGGUUGAAAUCUAGAUUUAGUAUCUAGGGCAGUGCCUCUAGAAAUGAGGGGAUUCUUCAUUUAAGUCUUUACAUUUUAUCAAACUUUGUAAACAACUUCAUGCUUUUUGUCUGGCAUACUUUUCAAAUAAUAAAGAUUU
Archocentrus centrarchus (flier cichlid) is the source of this 3169-nucleotide messenger RNA. RefSeq lists its product as uncharacterized. NCBI's taxonomy places the organism in Eukaryota, Metazoa, Chordata, Actinopteri, Cichliformes, Cichlidae. The transcript has 4 exons. The record is from RefSeq and is a predicted model, not a curated record. The coding region runs from base 582 to 3044 and encodes 820 amino acids.